GCCUUUUCCUUCUCAGCAGGCUCUUUACGAAAACGAAGCCUUCCCGCUCCGUCCCUCAAGUUACAAGCAAGCUCCGUUUCCCCUCCUCUCUCGUCCGUACCUAUCAAUUGCCGCUUCUCUUAAAGCCACCGAUAUCUACCUUAUUUUCCGCUAUAAUACAUUCUUCGUUGCUCGCAUCUUUCACAUUUCCCUCGUAUCCGCGGCGCCUUGCGUUGUGCUUUGGGCCUGUAACCCGCGAUAUAUACCGUAUCUCAUCGCAUCGCAUCGCAUCGCAUCGCCAUUAUACCGUCAAAUUUUAUCCUCUCUCGUCAAUAUUCGCCAUGCCGAUCCGAAACCCCUUUGCCCGUCGCCCCGGCCCUCUGGCCACGGCCAACGACAGCAUCUUGACCGACCAGGAGCGCAGCUAUUCCGGCUUCGAGCGAGUCGACACCGUCGGCUCCAAGGCGUCGUCCGCCCUCAGCAUCCGCAGCGCCAGAAGUCAGGAUACCGGCGAGUAUAAGAUGAGUGUCGUUAAUGACAGCGGCGUCUAUCUUCCCCCCUCACCGUCUGAGGAGAAGAGCCACUGGCCGCGCCGCUAUCUGUCGUCGCGAGAGUCUUCGGACAGCUCCGGCGAGAUUGAGCAGUUUUCCAUUUCUCGAGAAUCCUUUGAUUCGUACCGACGCUCAUUUGACAUCUCGGCUCGAUCUCCCAUCGCUGCAUACGACGUUCCCGCCCGCCAGAGCCUCGACUCGGCCCGUUUCGCGCGAAUGCCUAGGUCGGCAAUCAACCGUAACAUGGAGCAGCUGCCCACCGCCGACGAAAACUUUGAGGAUGUCGGACUCGACGAUCAGAAGCAGCCGCCGCGCAAACGGGGCUUCUUCUCCAAGCUGACAGAGACCCAGGAGAAGGACUCCUCUUCGCCCCAAACCGGAGUCUCGAGGUUCCUCAUGCCUGGGAGAAAGAGGGCUCAGAGUGGCCAAGGGUCCGAGCUGGGCACAAUUGAGCCGCCCGCGGUCGCCUCGGCAGACUGAGAGACGAAUAUAACGGGGGAAAAGGCGACGACCCGAUGAACGACGACUCGGCGGCAACAUGAGACAUUUAUACCACAUACCGUUUGAAAGUGUGUCGGGCACCCAUGUUUUUUACGAUUCUGGACAAUGGAUAUGAUUUAUUUCUUAACGACGGCGUUUGGGACUAUCGGAAUGGCAGGCGGAUAUUCGCUGCCGUCGCACAGCUUGCAAGGGCAGCUGUGUGGGAGGAGGCUUGCAUUUCGCACUUGGCGAAGCUUGUCAGUAUGCAUCUGAUUGAUGUGAAGCUGGCUGGUAUACUCGAGGGAUUACGUUGGCGAGGGAAUUACUUUUUGGCACGAGGAAGAACGGGACGGCUUAAUGAUAAUCACUCAUGUCGGCCAUUGCAUAUCGGGGUGGCCAA
Messenger RNA from Trichoderma reesei QM6a, 1410 nucleotides. RefSeq lists its product as uncharacterized. NCBI's taxonomy places the organism in Eukaryota, Fungi, Ascomycota, Sordariomycetes, Hypocreales, Hypocreaceae. Bases 321 to 1010 code for a protein of 229 amino acids. The transcript is spliced from 4 exons. The record is from RefSeq and is a predicted model, not a curated record.